Molecule: messenger RNA, 354 nt
Organism: Funneliformis geosporum
Lineage: Eukaryota; Fungi; Glomeromycota; Glomeromycetes; Glomerales; Glomeraceae
Source: the annotation of a GenBank genome assembly
AUGGACAGAGCAUACAAUCAGGUUCUUGCAUUCACAUCUUUAGGUGUAAACCUUGACAAGGAGCUUGCAAAUGCUAAAAAAGAAGUUUACACUUUUAGGAUUCAAGGAGCAUUAUAUCAUCAGAUUGGCAGUCUAAUGCCAAGAUAUAAUGAUGAAAAACUUUUAUUUGCUCAGAUUUAUUUUUUUGAUUCAAAUAUGGAUAAUCAACUUCAAAGAAGACAAGAAAUGUUUAUAUAUUUGAAUAUCGACAUGCUCAAAGCAUUACAGGAUGAACUAAAUAUAAUCAAUCCAUUUGUUAAUCAAUUUGUAACUGCAGGAGUAAAGGCAAAAAUAGAAUCUGAUAAUUCUCAGUAG